AUGGCAGCAACAGAAUACUUCGCACCUGGCGCCAGGCCUCCUCUGGAGCAACAGAGUUCUGGUCCGUACCUGCCUCAAACACAGAGACCGAGUCAACCGCAGCCUGGUUUUGGUUAUCAACCUGGUCAUCCAAGUCCACAGUUCGGCAGCAACGCACCACCAUCGCCCUACGCUCCUCACGCGGCUCCUCGACCGCCGCCUCCUUAUGAACCACUGAAUAACGAGGCCAAAGUACACUUCGCCCAAGAGUCACAGCUACCUCCUCCCGGCCAACAACGACCUUCUCUGUCGAGUCAACCCACAUACGCGCUCAAUCAGCCGAACUAUCAAGCCAAUCCAGGGCAACAUUUGGCGCCGUAUCCUCCAGGCCGUUACGUGCCUCAAGGGCCCUAUCUCCAACAACAACCUUACGCACAGUCACACCAUCGACCCCACCACCGAGGUUCUUACAAUGACCCUUCAAGACUGGACUAUUCCUCAGACCCCGAGAGCCACAGGCACAGGCACAAGAAUCGUCCCCGUCGGGUCUCAGACAACUCGCGGUCAACGAACGCAGACGGUUUCCUCGGCGCUGCAGGCGGAGGUCUCAUCGGCGACCUGAUCUUCCCAGGUCUAGGUACAGUCGGUGGCGCACUUGUCGGAUGGCUAGGUGGCAAGGACUACGGCAAGCACAGAAAGUGGCGAGAAGAAAAGCGGGACCGAGAACAGGAUCGAUGGGAGAGGAAAUACAACAAAGGCGACAGCGGCAGUGACAGGUCGAGGAGUCAUAGUCGGGACAACAGAGACAAGGAUACCCAGCGGAGCAGACACAGUCAUGCAACCCGGCGGAAGAGUUAUGACUAA
Messenger RNA from Cladophialophora yegresii CBS 114405, 843 nucleotides. RefSeq lists its product as uncharacterized. The transcript has a single exon. Bases 1 to 843 code for a protein of 280 amino acids. NCBI's taxonomy places the organism in Eukaryota, Fungi, Ascomycota, Eurotiomycetes, Chaetothyriales, Herpotrichiellaceae. The record is from RefSeq and is a predicted model, not a curated record.